CAACUGAACGAGAGUGACUUCAAACACUUAUUUCCGCUGGUUGAGAAAUGCAGUCAGCAUUAAAACUUACGAUAUCCAAGGAAACUUCUAAUUAAAUUCCAAAAAGAAAGCAUUAUUCUAUCAAUUGAGCUGCUCGCUUCAUAACUGUGUUGCGGUGGACGAGAUCUAAGGCUCCUGGAAGCGAACUGAGUAUGCAUCGUCAUUUGAAGACUGCUUCAUCACUUCUGGUUUACUUCGUUCUGGUAGUGAUUACGCCAUGUAAAGGUUCGCCGACGCGAAUCCACGAUGUUCAAAACAACUAUUUUGUACCUCUAGGAGGUGCCGCUGACUUCGACUGUAUUUUAUCAGACCAAAAAGCUAAAGUUGAGCUUUAUCAUGACGAGAAACAUAUGGUAACAGAUGGUGUUAAGGUUGCUGAAAUAGGCCAGAUAUUCACAGUAUACAAUAUAACCAACGCCGAAAGUGGAGAUUACAGGUGCAAAACGUCUUUCGGAAAUGGUUUGAAGAAAUCUUUUCCAGUUGGCUCCAUAAGGGCUAUUUCUGUUCAAUACUUAGAUUUAAAAUUCAGUGUGUCUCCAAAGAUAAUUACAGCUCCUGAAGGAGAGAGCGCAUCUUUCACCUGUCAAGCUACUUCAGACAAAUUCGCAAGAGUGUCUUGGCACAAAGACACGCAAGAAUUAUCCCAUCAAAACAAAUCAAGAAAUGGCAACGAGUACACUAGUGUGAUGACCGUGUCAGACUUGGAAACUAGUGAAAGUGGUAUCUAUCAGUGCCGUGUCAAAGUGCAGAUUUAUCCCUUCAUUGGUUUGGAUAAAAUGGGAUAUUUUCCAACUCCAUCUGAAUUGAUCGUUAAACCUUUCGAGUUUAUAUCGAGGCAUCAAACCAUCUUUGUUGGUGAUGUUGGGUCAUCGGUUACGAUCAAGUGUAAUACUACAGACCCCGUUGCGUCCACUAGCCUGUGGAUUCAACGCUCACACCAAAACGUGCAGGAAGUCACUCCUGAUGGUGUUAGGGUUGUACAGGACGGACCGAACUUCGUUAUCCACCGGGUGACCAUACGAGAUGGCGGGCAAUACACCUGUAAAGCGGUAUCAACUUAUGGAAAAACUAUUUCGAUGAAUAUGGGAAGGCUUAUCGUAUUGCAAGGAGGACACAGGGAUCCCAAGGCGUAUAUUUCGCCCCACACCAAGAACCUCAAUCUUGACAAGAGCUUUAACUUCACAUGCCAGGCAUUUGGAGACUCAAUUAACUUUACCUGGUUCAAAGACGGGUCGAUUGUCCCACAUGAUAUUGUGACAGUUUUACCUAAACGCCAUUACAAGGGAUACACCAUGUUUGAAUCCAUUCUAACCAUAAGGAAUGCAGAGAGGUCAGAUGAAGGGAGCUAUACUUGUCAAAUCACUAGCGCUUUGCAACCGGGAUACAGCCAUAGUUUCACAGCCAAUUUAACCAUAUUUGAGUGUCCAAAGGCCAAUGGCAAGUUUAGAGAUCCAUUCAACAAUACUUUAUACAUCGUAUGUGUGAAUGGUAUAGGUACGAGAAUACAGUGCCCUCUUCCUGGCCAAUAUUGGGAAGAUUCCAUCAAGCAUUGCGUGUUACCUGCCACUACACCAACCACCCCGGUAUUGACCUGGAUCUCAGACCUGCCUGUUAGACAGAAUGCCCCCAUUGAAGGUUCUUUUGUCUUCGACUGCCGCCUAACAGAUCCCACCAUCCCUGUUGAACUCAAAAAACGCGGAAAUCCAGUUACGGUUGAUGGAACUAAAGUCAAGCUCGUUGGACAAAAAUUUACAAUUUCAAAACUUCAAAUUGGAGACAGUGCUCUCUAUACGUGUCAUGCUAGUGGCGUUGGAAAUCCCAAAAAAAUCAACGUUUACGUAAAUAAGGACCUAACGCUUGAUUUAAGUGUCCAUGUGUUAGGCGGGACCAAUCGCAUUGAACUGGAAACAUCGUUCAAUAGGACCAUAACAUGCGAGUCAUUCAACGAGGGCGAAAUCUAUUGGUACAGGGUUGACUCGAGAUCGAAUAGACUGACUCUGGUCACAAAGGGACCACCUUCGAUUCGAAAUAAAGACGGUUACGUUGUUACUUGGGCUUAUUUGAAACUCUCUAAUGUAAGACAGAAAGAUGAGGGAACGUACAUGUGCCGUAAGAACAACUCGGUUGGUGCUGUUGCCAAUACUACCAUUGAGAUCCUGGUUAAAGCUUCUGACAAGCCAAACCUUUCCACGCCCUCAUUCAAGACCAUCAAGGAACACGACCCGCUGCAGUUCAACGUCGUUGUGUUGGGCUCUCCCUUCCCCGAUGUAGCCUGGUACAAGGGACAACGAGCACUAGUAACGUGUCGUGGUGGUCAAAGCUUUAAAUGUCAAUCAAAGGAAACAAACUACGAGAUUGAUGAUAGAAUAGACGUAUUAAACAGGGGUGCAAGACCAGUCUUACCCUUCAAGAUUGUCGACCCUUUACAUCCUGCCGACAAUGGUGAAUAUCGUAUCAAAGUUAUAAACCUGGCAGGGGAAAAACAGGCAAUAUUUAAUGUUUCUGUUCAUGUUCCACCCUUGAUAAAGAAGACAAAUAAUGACGUUGUAAACCAAGUAAUUCCCAAGAAUUCUCCUUACACGUUGGAAUGUGAAGUCUCACGUGCUGUGCCACCUCCUGUCUUCACGUGGCAGUAUCAAGUACUCUCUUGUGUUGAUUCCAAAGAGUGCAAACCAAACCCCAACAAAUGGCAGUCCAUCCCCUUGAGUAUUGCGAAGGUCAGAAAUACGACUUCAUUGAGAAGCGUUCUUGGAGUUCUUCCCACAGACAAGUUGAUAUAUUACAGAUGUUCUGUAAGGAAUCUUGUAGGAUACGAUAAAAUGGACUUUGCUUUGCAUAGAACAAGCAAUUUUGUUAAGAAAUUGAACAUCGAAGGAGAGAAGAUCAAAUACAGAGAUGAAUAUGAAAACAUCACAAUGACUUGUCAGGCCUUAAAGUCGUUCGAUAGUCAUCCCACAUGGCGUGACGGUGACGACCACCUGAUAAACAACACCUCGCGUGUUCGAAUCACAUUUAGCGAGGAUUCAGUAAAAUACUUAACUCAUCUUCAGAUUUUUGAAGCUCGAAUGAACGAUUCUGGGAGAUACGCAUGUGAAGCCACUGAAAGUGACAAGAAAAAAGAAAGUACAUGGACGACUUUGAAAGUUCUUGCCGUGAGUCCACCUUCCGUAACUAUUGGAAACCUCACAACAAACGAAGCGAACCACGUGUCCUUUAACUGUACGGUCAGCGGUCACCCCUCACCGGCUGUCACUUGGUUCAAGGCGGGCAAACUAUUAGAGACAACGGUGCUGUCUUCUUUGAGUGAAUGUAGUUCAAGGGUGAACGGGUUCUAUCUUUAUGUCUAUCCCUCGGAGUUGAACAAGCCACAAACACAUUCUCUAGUGAUUUGUAAUGCCAAAUACAACAACACGGACUGGUAUUCUUGCAAGGCGAGAAAUAGUAUUGAUGAAGAUGAUGGAAAAGCGUAUUUGAACGUACAAGCUCCACCCACUGUCACGUUGAUUGACGAAGAGCUUCACGAAUCAGUCGAAUCAGUACGUUUAGUGAAGAUUCGCUGUCUUGCCACAGGAAACCCAACACCACAUGUUCGCUGGCUGAAAGAAAAUGAAACUGGCAGCUUCGUUUCUUUACCCAAUAUCUCCAGUUGGAAGAUGGGAAGCAGUACUUUGUUUUUCUCUGAAUUAAGGACUGAACAUCACGGGAAGUACCGAUGUAUAGCAACAAACGCUCUGGGUCAGAAUUACAAAGAUCGUGAUAUAAAUCCACCAGUGUUCCAAAGAAUCAAACGCCCUGGUCCAGGAGUAGUCUCCAUGCCUGCCUUGAUUGCCAUCAUUGUUUCUGGAAGUCUCGUCAUUCUCCUGCUGCUGGUCAUUAUUGCAGUAUUGUACCGAAGAAAGAAGCUCUAUGGUGGAUUUUACAUCUUGACUUUACCUCCAAUGCCGGAUUAUAUCAAGAAGUUGGACCCCAAUAGGACAUUACAGGAACAGACACAUAAACUACCCUUGUGCGCCGACUGGGAGUUCUCAAGAAAUAGACUCACUUUGGGACGCGAGUGCGAUCUCUUGGUCAUCAUCGAGUUCUGCCCCCACGGCAACUUGCUCGAGUUUUUACGGAAAAGACGUGAUUUAUUCCAAGCGGAAUGGGCUCCUGCCACAGAGAAAGCAGACGAACGGUUCACAACCACUGAUCUAGUAAUAACAGCAUUCCAAGUGGCUAGAGCCAUGGAGUUCUUGGCGAGCCGACGAUGCGUGCACCGUGAUUUGGCAGCGAGGAAUGUAUUGGUUGGUGAGAAUUACGUCAUGAAGGUGGCAGACUUUGGACUUGCGAGGGAUAUUUAUAAGGAUGAACACUAUGUGAAGACCACUGCUGGUUUGUUACCGGUGAAGUGGAUGGCAAUAGAGGCCCUGGUCGAUAGAAUCUACACCCAUCAGAGUGACGUAUGGUCGUUUGGUGUGUUGUUAUGGGAGAUCUUUACUCUAGGCGGUAGUCCAUACCCUGGAUUACCUGCCAAUGAAGUUUAUCAGUAUCUAAUGGAAGGACAGCGAAUGGAACGACCACAUGACUGCCCAGAUGAAAUUUACGCCUUAAUGUUAGCCUGCUGGGAACAUGACCCUAGUAGAAGACCACCAUUCUCAGCCAUUGUGCAAGCAAUCGAUAAUCUACUGGCAGAAAAGACAACACAGACUGGUGAAGAAUACCUUGAGCUAGAAAACGAGCAAGAUCCGAACGAGACUCAGCAAUACUAUCUUGAACCAGAAGACAUGCAUCCAACAUCGUCGGUCUUUGACAGCCCCCAGGGUUCCCCCUUACCACCCGUUCCUGUCGAGGAGAUUGAACUACAACAUCUCAUCACUGAGGAUAAAGGCAAAGACUACGUCAACACGAAAAGAUUCGCAUUCGGCGAUCUCUCUAAAGGAAAAGUGAGAAAUAACGGAGCUGAAUCAGGGGAAAUGGAUAAAGUACGUGCUGACUCUAUAGAGAAGGAGAAUCAUAAAAAAAGCGAUUCGAGUGGCAACAUAUCAGAUGAAGACGAGUUUAUCAGCGAAAAGGAACAACUUAUGAAGAACUACGACGACGAAAAGGACGUUUGUGAAAGGCAUUCUGAAGUUUUCGACACCCCACAGCCAUACAUCAACACCAGACCAUAUGCUAAUGUUAAUAACUUCAUUAAGAAUUAUGGGAACGAUGGGGUAACGUCGAAGAAGGAAGAUGACUUCCGGUCAAGGCAGCAAUCUGAGAGAUACGUAUAACUUUGUAUACUUAGACAAGGUCCCAGGUAACAAGCUCCAACAUGCUUUGAAUCAAGUUAGGAGACUGGAGACUAGUCCUCAGUAUUUUACUCCGAUUCCCGUCCAAUAUGGAUCGGGAUCGGGGAAGAGGACCUAGGAACUAGUACUCAACUAUUUCAUUUUGAUCCUGUCUAUAAUGGACUAAUUCGACGUUGCGGUGGCGACAAUGGAUGUUUGAAAUAAAUAGACAGUUUCAUAACUGAGGAAAUUUCUCAAAUAUCGUGGGGUCGUUAUUUCAGCAUCAUUGUUUUGUCUUGCCCCCUGAGUGACCCAUAAUGCCUUGCGAUUCAAAAUGGCCGCCGUAUCGUCGAAGUGCUCCAUUACAGAAAUAGCCUGGGAACUAAUUGACUGAUCGAUAUUUUAUUAUGGUUUUAUAGAGUUUUAUGCGUAAAAGUACUUUGAAAUUAAUAGAUAUACAGAAAACAUUUCUUAGUAAAAAGAGAGUAGCAUUUCGAUUUUUCAGUUCUUGAAAAAAAGUCUUUUAUUUUAUUCUAAAUAAUUUAUUUAAAACAUAAUUUACUCGGGUGAAAUAUGAAUAAAUGGGACCAUGCUUUACAAUGCAGGCAACCCUGUAACGUCUUCUUUAAGAUGGUAUAUGUGGUUAUGCUGUGGAAAAUUAGGCGAAGGAGAAUAGAAAAGAAAAAGCAAUCCACAGGAAACCCAUUAUGAAUAGAGAAAACAUAGUGUAACAAAUGGGUGCAUUAUUCUCUUCAUUCUCUACUUUCACAUCCCCAUAAUACUUUGCGUCUUUGGGGGGUAACCAGAGAGUAAAAACCCACUUAUUUUGCUGAAGGCUGAUCAGACAAUGUUGACAAUACCUUGUUUGGUAUCCAAAAA
Molecule: messenger RNA, 6167 nt
Organism: Actinia tenebrosa (Australian red waratah sea anemone)
Lineage: Eukaryota; Metazoa; Cnidaria; Anthozoa; Actiniaria; Actiniidae
Product: vascular endothelial growth factor receptor 1
Biological process (GO): cell surface receptor protein tyrosine kinase signaling pathway; multicellular organism development; positive regulation of kinase activity
Cellular component (GO): plasma membrane; signaling receptor complex; extracellular region
Molecular function (GO): transmembrane receptor protein tyrosine kinase activity; ATP binding; chitin binding
Source: RefSeq, a predicted model, not a curated record